Molecule: messenger RNA, 2427 nt
Organism: Alosa sapidissima (American shad)
Lineage: Eukaryota; Metazoa; Chordata; Actinopteri; Clupeiformes; Clupeidae
Gene: hao2
Product: hydroxyacid oxidase 2 (long chain)
Exons: 8
Coding region: 315-1385 (356 amino acids)
Molecular function (GO): FMN binding; oxidoreductase activity
Source: RefSeq, a predicted model, not a curated record
AAACUUUUGAGAGUGGCGAUUUUCUUAGGUUGCAACAGUAGGCUGGGCUAACUCUACGCGUGUUAUUGGAUUUUCAAAGUCAUUUGUGUGUCUAGCAAUAGUAAAACGCCGAUAGCCUAUACAUUUUGAUCGUUCGAUAUUGCAUUGGAUGCAUUAGGCUACUGUGUCAACCUUGGUGAAUCUGCGUUUUUUAAACAUAAUGUUAACGUUCACGUCUGUCGAAGAUCCAGCAAAUGCCUUACUCUUGACAAUAGGGCUAAUGUAAUCGAAUGUGAGGAAUGUGUUUUUGUUGAGACGGAGCGCGUUGUGCAGAAAUGUCUAUGGUCUGUCUGACGGACUUCGAGGAGUAUGCUAAGGGGCAUCUCUCCAAGGCCACCUGGGACUACUAUGCCGCCGGAGCAGACGAGUGCUGCACCCGGGAUGACAACCUGUUGGCCUUUAAACGAAUCCGCCUGCGGCCUCGGAUCUUGCGGGACGUGUCGGUGAGUGACACGCGGACCACAGUGCUGGGCACGGAGAUCAGCUUUCCCGUGGGGAUCGCUCCAACCGCCUUCCAUUGCCUGGCCUGGCACGAGGGGGAGAUGGCAACAGCAAGGGCUACGGAGGCGGUGAACACAUGCUACAUCACCAGUACCUACUCAACCUGCUCGGUGGAGGAGAUUGUGGCGGCGGCGCCCAACGGCUACCGCUGGUUCCAGCUGUACGUGUACCGCGACCGCAAGCUGUCCGAGCAGAUCGUGCACCGCGUGGAGGCGCUGGGCUACAAGGCUCUGGUGCUCACCGUGGACGUGCCCUACACCGGGAAACGCCGCAACGACAUCCGCAACCAGUUCAAGCUCCCGCCCCACCUCAAGGUGAAGAACUUUGAUGGGGCCUUCCAGGUCAGCGCUGGCCCGGAGGAGUAUGGCAUCCCCGCCCACACGCUGGACCCGUCCAUCAGCUGGAAGGAAGUGUACUGGCUGCAGUCGCUCACACGGUUGCCCAUUAUCAUUAAGGGCAUCCUUACCAAGGAGGACGCCGAGCUAGCUGUGGAGCACGGCGUCCAGGGAAUCAUCGUGUCCAAUCACGGCGGGCGUCAGCUGGACGGCGGACCGGCUACUAUAGACUGCCUGUCAGAGAUAGUGGACACGGUGCAGGGGAGGAUCGAGGUCUACAUGGAUGGUGGGAUCCGCACAGGCAGCGACGUGCUCAAGGCCGUGGCUCUCGGAGCCAAGUGUGUGUUCAUCGGACGGCCCGCUGUCUGGGGCCUGGCUUAUAAGGGUGAGGAAGGAGUCCGCGAGGUGCUGCAGAUCCUGAACGAUGAGUUCCGCCUUUCCAUGGCCCUGUCGGGUUGCCGAAACGUUGCCGAGAUCAACAGGAAUCUGAUUCAGUUCUCCAAACUUUGACCCCCAAGCACUCUGGACUUAAACAGCGAGACUGGGUUAGACAGACCGUGUCAAUGGUAGCGAUCACUGACCUAAUGCUCUUAAAGGCUAAAGCCUUUCACCUAUGCAAACGGAUGGCUACAGAUUAGCCAAGCAUGACUUCAGCCUUAAUUGAUCGGUACUGAAAUUAUAUCACCGGUGAUGGUCAAUCUCUGGGAAUUACUGGCUGGAUUUGCCAUAAUUAUUUUCACACCAGCUAAUCAAACACACAUCACCAUUUUCCUCUUUGUGGUGUUUUUUUCUCUUUCUUUUUCUUUCUUUAUCCUUUUUCUCUCCUCCUUUGGCAGCAGAGGUUGUGACUGUGGGCUCUAAUUUAAAUGCUAAGCAAAGUGCAAAGUCUAUCAACAAGUAAAGUGCUCGUGCAUGAACUAUAGCUGUCGUGUGGCAAGCUUUGAGCAAACUCAUUAUUGUUUACGGUUCAGGUCUUGCUCAUUGUGUUAAAUUAGCAAAUAGUUUUUUACCUAGUUAUUAAACUAGCUUUGGUUAGACAUAAGACUUUGCACUUUGCCUAUCAUUCAAAUUAGGGCCGUGUGUGUGUGUGCGUGCGUGCGUGCGUGUGUGUGUGUGUGUGUGCGUGCAUGACAUGAGUGUGAGUGUUUAUGGACUGGCAGAAAAUGCAAUCAUUUUGUAAGAGCCUGGACAUGGGGGGCACAUUGAGACCCGGAGACAGAGAUGCAACGCCUAAGGAACUCAUUUGAGGAACGCCUAAGGAACUCAUUUUAGGCACCAUUUUGAUUUCCCCUGAUAAGGGAGCUACAAGAAUCAAUGAAUCAUGAGAACUUUCAUCUGAGCUUGUGAUAAUUGCACAUUGAUGGUGAAAGAGCUGUUAUAUGGGAAAGACACCAGACACUCAGCACUGCAUGCCUGAUUGGAUGACUCAACACUACUGUUUGUUUGCAGAGCUCUCAGUCCCUCAUCUUGAAAUGGUGGUGUGAUAUGAUUUUGUAUCUUGAAGACACCGUGAGAUUAUAUGAAUAAAUCAUAUUAAAUAUAUUUUACAGCA